Messenger RNA from Talaromyces stipitatus ATCC 10500, 849 nucleotides. RefSeq names its product aspergillopepsin-2 precursor, putative. Lineage: Eukaryota; Fungi; Ascomycota; Eurotiomycetes; Eurotiales; Trichocomaceae. Gene Ontology annotation, molecular function: glutamic-type endopeptidase activity. The record is from RefSeq and is a predicted model, not a curated record. Gene Ontology annotation, biological process: proteolysis. The transcript has 2 exons. The coding region runs from base 1 to 849 and encodes 282 amino acids.
AUGAAAGCUUCUACCCUCGCCCUUUCUCAGAUACUUCUGCUGGCAGCUUCUGUCGCGGCAGCCGUUACUCGCGGUCAUGGACUUGCUGCUAGAGUAGCUGCGCGCGGCGAAAUAGCGCGACUGACACAUCCCAAAGUCCCUGCCGUCGACGUGAACGAAGAUGAAGCUGCCAACCGUACAAAUGUCGACUACAGCUCCAACUGGUCCGGCGGCGUUCUCACUGCACCGCCUUCGGGGACAAAAUUUACAUCAGUGACUGCACAAUUUACUGUUCCAAAGCCAUCUUUGCCCUCGGGGGCCACACAGGAUUCCUACGCCUCCGCUUGGGUUGGAAUUGACGGGGAUACCUACACCACUGCUAUUCUUCAAACUGGAGUCGAUUUUGGCAUUUCGACCUCUGGACAGAUUAGCUACGAUGCUUGGUACGAAUGGUAUCCAGACUACGCCUACGAUUUUUCUGGUAUUGAUAUCAGCACCGGAGACACCAUUCGGCUCACUGUCACGUCAACUAAUAACGACGCUGGUGUUGCCGUGAUUGAAAAUUUGUCGAACGGUCAAUCGGUCACUCAGAGCCUCAAAGCACCUUCUUCAACCGCUACUUUAGGUGGCCAGAAUGCGGAAUGGAUUGUUGAAGACUUUGAUUCAAAUGGUCGACAAGUCCCUUUUGCCGACUUUGGAACAGUGAGAUUCAUCGAUGCUGCUGCUGGUACCGAAGACGGUGGCACUGUUGGCACCUCUGAGGCUGAUCUUUUGGAUAUAUCCCAGAACGGCAAAGUUUUGACUUCUGCUUCUGCUCCUAGUGACACUGAAAUAGUCGUGGAGUGGACGGUGACGAGUAUGGGUAUAUAA